Messenger RNA from Dermacentor albipictus, 9490 nucleotides. RefSeq lists its product as uncharacterized. The record is from RefSeq and is a predicted model, not a curated record. NCBI's taxonomy places the organism in Eukaryota, Metazoa, Arthropoda, Arachnida, Ixodida, Ixodidae.
GCCGACCGGUCCUGGCCAGGAGGGCAGUCAGAAGCCGCGAUGAAGCCGACGCUGCUGCUGGUGCGGCUGCUCGCCCCGGACAAACACGGGGAAGGCGCGAGAUAGAAAUUCAAGACGAUGAGCAAAACGAGAACAAGGUGAAAGCAGGAGCCAACGUUUCGACAAGUUCACUUGUCUUCCUCAAGAUGCUGCUGGUUGUUGGCGACCCUGGAGGGAGGGAGGUCCUCCGAGGCCCCACGAAACCUCUUGUCAAGAACUACUUCACAACUGACAGGACGAAAGUGGUGCUGACGUGUGAGCCGGAGCGGUUCUUGGUGCGCAUCAACUUCACGCAGCCCUUCCGGGGCGUGGUGCACGCUGGCGACAAGCGCGACAACUGCCGCAUCCGGGGAGACGGCUCGCGGCUUUACACGCUCCCUGUGCCCCUCAACGACUGCAGCACAAUGCACAACGACGCGACGGGAAGCUUCACGAACAGCCUAACAAUCCGGUUUCAUCCGUCGCUGGAGCUCGAAGGGGACGAGAUUAAGACUCUUGUCUGUAAAUUCACCACAGGCGACGUGAACCUGGGAUGACGGCCAACGUGGGCGGGCAGGUUCCAGCAUUCGGAGCACGUGAAUACCCGGCACAAGACCACGGAGUUAAAAUGGAUCACGACGGUCAAGAGUGUCUGCCAUGUACGGACACGAGGACAGCUAUCGGGACUCUUCGCCAUAGUUGUCCUCUUCGGGCCCUAAGCCUGUUGAGCCUCGCCUGCCAUUGAGUUACUAUAACCAAUUCUAGGCCAAAAGCUCCCCAUGGUGCCCAUGCAUAGGUAGCCGCAAGGGCACUGCUGUGUUGGUAGUCUGUGCGAAGAAAAUUGAUUCAGACGACAUGCGCCAUCCCGACCCUUUCCCACUAUGAUGACACCAUCUGAUAACGUAAAACUAUUCCAAUUUGUUCUUAUUCCAAUGUUCUGAUGUCAAACUUACGUAACUGCCGACGCAAGCAUCGAGCGGUCAACCACAGCGAAUGCUCUCCUUCUAUAUAAGAGGUCACUUUUGUUUACUUUCAACACGAGUAACAUUACCUACAUCGGGCGGCUUUUCUUAUGUAAUUGUCUGACAGUAGGCGAGGAGUACGCUCAAGUGGUGAGGAUUUCGAUGAGCCCGAGCUAGAGCAGUGAAAACAGAUAACUGGGCAAACAGGGUGGUGCGGGUGUCUGUGAUUGGUCCCCUUUCCCUUACUUAGGUUGCGGUGGCUGGUCGAAAAUCGCGGCGGCGUGCAACGGAAGGUUAGGAAUGCCGCUGAAGCAGAUCCUCAGCAUAGAAGAGUUGGCAGAGUGAUGUACUAUGCGUACCGAAAGGGUUCUAAGGUAAUACUGCCCUGCAAAAAGUUCAUUAAACGCAAAUAAUUGCAUCCCCUCCGGCAGGUGCGCAUAGCCAGUGGCCGAGUGAUCGGCGGGCAGUCAUCUUCUAUUCCUUUCGGAACGCAGAAGUCUCAGGCUAUCCAGAAAAGAAAUCAGUUUUCUUCGGCAUAACAGUGCAUCUUUAAGGGGUACCCGUCACUUUGACGUGGUGAGCUUUCGCGAUUUUGUGACGUCGCGAGACAGACAGGUGAAGUGGGUGCAGUGCGAAAACUUUUGACAAAUAGUUGAUGGCUAAUGGCGAAAACGCGUCGAUGCAGAAAUAAUCACUUUCUUUUGUUCUGUCGAAUCAUGCAUAAUCUGUGCGUACACGUCCUAUCAGAUAGAGAGCUAUCGCGGUUUACGUGACGUCGCAUGACAGGCGAUGUGGGGUUGGUAUGGUAUGGUACGACUACCUUUAUUUGGUCCUGAAGGUCAACCCUAGGUUGACGCGGGCCGCUUCCACGUUGGGACUGUCAGGCCGAGCCCUUUAGCCACAUCGUGGGCCUUCUGGGCUGCCCGUAAUUGGUCAGAGAGUGAUUCACUGUGUAACAUUUGCCGCAACCAUUCUUGUUCCUUGUCACAGUCAGUGAAGACCGCGGGGCACUGCCAAAGCAUGUGGCCAAGAGUAAUGAAGUCAUUGCGCUUACUACAGUUGGUUUGAGUUUCCCUCUCUGGAUAGAUCCUGUUAAUGAAAUCUGGACUCGGGUAUGGUCCUGUCUGUAGCAAACGUGAUGUGACCGCUUGUGCUCCGCAAAGCUUACCGUUUGGCAAUGGGUAUUCCCUUCUGCUUAAAUAAUAGUGCUUCGUGAUUUCGUUAUAUAUCAAUAAUCGAUCCCUGUGUUCCCCGGGUGAAGCGUAAGUUGCUCGGUUUUGAAGAGCACGGCUAGAAAGUGCUCGUGCUGCUUCAUUUGCCACCUCAUUGAGGUUUCUCCGAGCUCCGUCCCCCACCACCGGAUGUGCAGGAAACCAGCGGAUUACAAUCCUCUCACUGUUGACCUUCUCUAGUAAUCUUGUUGCUAUCCGUGUCACAUAUCCGUUAGUAAAGUUGGGUGUGGCUGUUCUAGAGCCGCUGUAAAUAUGUUCCCACCGAUUAGCCCGGAUGGCUAAGGCGACUGCUAUUUGUUCUGCUACUGUUGGGUCCUUGGUAUAGACGGUGAUGGCAUCCCGUAUCUUACCUUGAGUGUCUACAACAACGGAGGUAUACGCAUCCUUAUUUUUAACCCAGGCAGCGUCAACGAACACCGUCUACUGCUUAUGUUGAUCUAUGUCAUGAAGGAGUGCCUUCACCCUUGCCUUCCGUCUCUCGAGGUUAUAUGUCGGGUUCAUGUUCCUAGGUAACGGGGUCGUCUUUAUUGCUUCUCGUAGUCCCGCUUGCAAUUCUGUUAAUAAUUCUUCUUCGUUGGUGUGGUUGUUAAUUUCUACGCCAAUUUCUUCAAGUAGCGCCCUCCCAGGUCGUGUCUCCAUUAGUCUCUCCUGGUGGGUCACCUGUUGAGCCUCAGCUAUGUCUUCUAGUGUGUUACGCAGCCCUAGGCACGAUAGGCUAUCAUUAGCCGUGCUGAUUGGAAGUCCUAGUGCAGUUUUUAUAAGUCGUCUGAUUAAAGUGUUUAGCUUGUUCUUAUCAGCCUAUGUCCAUUGUAGCAUGCCUGCCAUGUACGAGAAGUGGCAAAAGGCGAAUUCGUGUACCAAUUUUAUGGCACUGUCUUCUCCUAGCCCCUUAUGCCUGUUGGUAACUCUACGCAGAAGCCUAAUUACUUCUUCUGACUUGGUAGAGAUAUGUAGUAUCAUCAUGCAAUUAGAUCCAUUUGCUUGCAGGAGAAGUCCUAGCACUCUAAUAGUCUACACCAGCCUGAUUGGUUCUCCAUCCUUGGCGUAUAUGUCAAUGCGAGGUUCUUCCUCUGGGAUAUGUCCGUUCGGCGCCCAAGCUUACUGCUCCGUAGUCCCAAUAGUUCUGAUUUUUCAGCAGAGCAGUUCAGUCCCAUUCCCCUCAAGUAUUGUUUCCACCACAUAAAUGCUUUCCUGUAGUUUGGUAUCUAUUUGUCCCAUAUUACCUUCGACACUCCAGAUUGUUACAUCAUCUGUAUGUAUUGCAAAGUGGAUACCCUCAACCUCCGCGAGACCUCGAGCCACUUUUGACAUUGCCAAAUGAAAUAACAUAGGAUAUAGGACAGACUAUUGUGGUGUCCCAUGGUUCCCAAGUUCCAGGGUUGUCGAUCGGAGUUCGCCUCACCUGAGACAAGCAGAACGGCCACCGAGAAAGGCUUUGACUAUAUUGUGCAAUCACUUACCCAAUCCCAUCUUCGAGAGGAUAUACAAUAUCGCCCUGUGCUUGAUGCGAUCAAAGGCCUUUUCUACAUCUAGGCCUAGUAGAGCUCUCGUAUGUAGCGGGCUAGGAAGAAUAAAGUGAUGUUGCAUUAAAAGCAUUGCAUCUUGAGUCGAAAGUCCAGGACGGAAACCAAUCAGGUUAUGUGGAAGAACAUUUCUGUUUUCUACAUACUUAAUCAGUCUAUUGAGUGACAUGCUCCAUGGUUUUGCCCAGACAUGUUGUUAACAAUAUGGGUCUUAGGUGAUCUAGACUGAGUUGCUUGCCUGGUUUGAGAAUAAGAAUUGUGCUAUCAAUUUUCCAUUCCUUCGUAUGAUCACCGUUUUUCCAGAGUUCGUUGAAAUACUCUGGUAAAUAUUUUAUAGAAUCAUCGUCCAGAUUUUCAGCAGCCUAUUGGAAAUGCCAUCUGGACCGGCAGCGGAUCUACUGUUGAGGUCGUACAGGGCUGCGCGAACUUCGCUUUCUGUGAAGCGUUGAUCCAUAGGCUCAGUCUUCCCCUGUAUAUUCAGGCUGGUCUUUGCUCUCAUUGCUAUCCUUUAGUGGUAAAUACUUAGAGGCGAGCCGAUCCAGAAUAUCCUCCUCCGUUGUGUCCUGGCUCUCACGAAGGACGAGUCGCGCUACUGCUGUUCUCCUAUUAGAUUUCGUGUCGUUCUCAUGAAGCAAAUGUCUAAGUAAGUUCCAAUUUCCACCACGUUUGAUUCGUCCAUCUAUGGAAUUACAAAGCUCAUCCCAUUGUUCUUUCUGUAAAUUUCUGGAGUGUUCUUCAAUCUCCCUGUUCAACAAUGCUACGCGCUUCCUGAGUCUUCUGUUCAGCCGUUGCGUUUUCCAACUUUUAACAUAGACUGUUUGGCUUCAAUCAAGUGCGCCAGCCUACCGUCCACUAUUUCGAUAUCCUCCUCUGUGGUACUAUCCUUCAUUGCCGCCUUUACAUCUUCCCUGAGCUGAGUGGUACAAGUUUGGAGUGUUUUUUUUCCCUGUCUCUGUCUCAGUUCUGUUUUCCUUGCUUUCCGAAAAAGAUCCCAGUCAGUGUAGUUAAAGUGCUUUAUCUCAUUACUUGGUGUUUCCAAUAGUAUUUGUAAUAUGUAAUGGUCACUACCCAGGUCAAUAUUGGAGUUAUUCCCGCCAGCGUUCACUAAAUUUGAUACAAAAGUAAGGCCUGGGGUGGAGUCCCUGCAUGUAGAUGUGCCACACCUAGUGGGAUAAGCUGGGUCAGUGACGAGGGAGAGAUUAAGAUCUUUAGCUAGGUGCCAGUGUCCAUCCCUUUUCUUAGUAUUCCAGCAAUAUCCCCAGGUUUCUAACAGCAAUAGCCUUAUUAACAAGUGCCCCGAAACUCUGUUUCAUGUCGCUAGGGCUGCUAUAAACAUUGAGACAAAACAGGCUUUGUGGUUUGCUUCUAUUCCUGUUCAAAAUUAUUUCCACAACUAAGUAUUCUAAUUUGUUUAGUCCAAGGCGCAAGUCGUGUUCUGUGUAUGGUAUUUUCUUAUCUACGAGCGUGGUUAUCCCCCUACCCGGCUCUUUGCCUCUGCAUGUCACUUUUUAUCGGGAUAGGCUGAUCUCAUUCGCCAAGGUUUUCUGUGGUAUAAUUAUUUUAGGUUUGUCUGGAGAGGUUUUUAUUAACUGCAUGAGAGGUGCUUUUUUGUAAUAAAAUCCUCGGCAAUUCCUUUGCCACAAGGUAAAGCUCCCCCUGCUAGCCAUUGCUUAUGGAACCCGCUUUACUGCUACCCGCUAGAGUACGCUUCGCAGAACCCCCCGCUACUUUGGUAAGCCACUUUUCAGUCGUCAGUCUUCAUUUCCAUAACUUAUCAACUUCGAAGGCAGCUUUAUCUAAGGCAUAGCUAUGUUGUUUAUUCACCUCCUUGAUCUCUUCCAAAACAGAGCACACUGUCGUUUUUACUGGGCUCAUUGCCCGUUUCUUUUUAGCUGGUGUGUUUUUUUCAUCCCGAUUGUUGUCAUUAUUCAUCGGUUUGGCGAUUGCUACUUUGUGGAGCUAGUCUGCGAGUUCUUGCGAAGUUCUACAACCUGCUUAGUAAGUUUUUCAUUUGCCUUUCUCAGAUAUGUUACUUCUUUAAUUAGCUGUUCUAUCCUGGCAUCAUUAUCUCCGACCGGCAGCCCCGCACCGCUCUCCGCAGCCUUCACAGUACCUUUCACUUUGUCAGCCCAGGCUGUUCCAGAUGACGUCUUGUCGCGAGGCAUCUGCCCUCCUCCUUAGAAGCGCACCUGAACUUCACGUGAUCUGGAGCGGCUUCUGCCCUUCGACAGCGUGCGGCGUCUUGACCGUGUGGGACUCCUUGAGCGCGUGCGCCCCCUGUGGCCCAUUUGGGCAAUACCAUUGCAGCUGAGCUGAUGUCGCCCCCGAUGCAGAUCUGUUGCGCUCUCGUCGUCGAAUUCGCACCACGUAUGGAAUUUGUACCACUGUCGGCAAGUCUUGUCCCCAAUUGGGUCAUCACUCCACAGAAUUUGCAGUUAAGCGCACACAUGUGAUUGUCCUCCGGGUUUUGAGUUCUACAUCCUCUGCACUGUACCACAUCCGGUGUAGGACAUACAUCUGAUCAAUGUCCAAUCUUUCCGCAAGCAUAGCAGAUAUCAAACUGCUUCUUGUACAGGUAGCGCCUUACAAGGGUCGACCCGUAUCUGACAUAAUUGGGUACCUUGAGCCCAUGAAACAGAACAAUGACCGAGCCCGUCGAUUUAAUACGUUCGGCUCUCAAUGCCAGUGGGUUAAAGUAAUGCACAAUGUUCUUCGUUAUCGUGGUCUUAUUGUCUCUGAGGUCAACUCUCGAAAUCACCCCUUUACACGUGGUAUGCGGAGCUGUCUCGUAAGCGUUAACUUCAUAUUCCGUUUCCAAUAUAAUUAUUGACCUGAUUCGCACAUACCUGGCAGAAUGACCAAGAUCUGGUGUACUAACCACCACGAUGUUUCGCGUGAAGUCAGGGCCAACGACAUCCUCUCGGGCUUGUUGCGGAGUCAGGCCCGAUGCUUCAAUAAUCGCCACGCCUAUCGCAGCAGUGCUCACUUUGCUCAAGUUGAGACAUCCUCAUGGGCAGAUGAUGAUUUUGCUGUGCUCCUCAGACAAUUGGGGCAUCUGUUGCCUUGACAAUCCGGUUUUUGAACAUAGUGGUUGUAGGUCCCUUGUUCUUGCUGCUGUUGCCUUGCUCUUGCUGGCUCUGCGACGACGUUUUCCCAUCGCCAGCAAUCCAUGUGGUGGAGCUAAAUUUUCCGCUUGUCAGAAUUUGCCAACCUAGAUCUUCCUCAUUCUCUUCUAAUUCAGUAGCGUCUUCAUCUUCCAUGCGCGUUUACGCCAUUGCGGCCCGGCGGGGCCUGUAGGCCUACUUGUGUCUUGCACAAAGAUGGGGAAGUCCAAAAAUGGACGUCCCAUCUUAAAGAAAGGUGUCCGCCAAUUCCCGGUGACUUCACGAAUCCAGUGAUGUGCUUGAAUCCGUGAUGGUGGUAAAGAUGGCUGCACAAACAUUCAAAAACGAUGGAGCCGAUGUGAGGGACGUCCGCACCUCGGCUUCUUUUCCUUCCUGUGGGGGUGGUCCAAAAAAGUUUUUGAUCGAUCGCAGAGGGCUGAUUGCAGAGUUGGAAUAGAAAAGUUUGGAAAAGCUUUACGGUAUGGAGCCCUAGUUCAGGCGCAUGAAAAGAAUUCUUUCACGCGCCAUAAGAUUUGAACUGAAAAUUUAUAAAUAGCUAUUGGAUUUUGCUGUAAAAUAUACGGAAUGAAUUUCGCAUAUUGUCCGUACGUACGUACUGCGUGUACAUGCUUGUUUUUGCAUCAUGAAAUACAAAAUGAGAUGUACAAAAAACAUAUGGAAGGCGGGAGAUGGAAAUUCAAGAUGAUGAGCAAAACGAGGACAAAGUAAAAGCGGCAGCCAACGUUUCGACAAGUGGACUUGUCAUGUCACCUUGAAAAAGACAAGUCCACUUGUCGAAACGUUGGCUACCGCUUUUACCUUGUUCGUGCUUCGCUCAUAAAAUGAGAUGCAGCAGCAUGGCGGUGCCUUUGCGGCUGCCACUUUAUUUUGCUCAGCUUUGUCUCUAGAAUUAUAAUACUGUCUGUAUAAUAACUAUAACUAAAACUAUAAUAACUCUAGGCGCCUCCAAGACUUAGGAUUUGAUGAUAUUUUGUCAUAUACAUCGUGUUUCAUGCUCCGCCUCUAUCGAUCCACUCCUGUGCACAAUUUCGUCACCGGCAACAGCAAGAAAGCAACAGACAAACAAACAUAUGCAAUGCAAGCAGUAAUAAAAACGAUACAUAUAAUGAGGCUUAUAGCGCGUGAAAAGACAAGGACGAACGAAAACGUGACACGCACAGAUGCUGGAAGACGUGACACACGCAGGACAGAUAUAAGCAUUUAAACUUCAUUAUGAAUGGACGCUAAAUACAUUGUUCAGCUUUUUAACAAAUAUCAUGUCUUCUGGCAGAUACAGCGCCUUGCAAGUUAUUGCAAUGACGACUGGCUAAGGCAAGAUUCGCGAGUAAUUAGAAGUACACGGGAGCAUAAGUAAGCUCUUUAAGACGGCUGAUCUUAGUGAGAGAAAAAAAUACGAUGGGUAGGCUGUGUAUGUAAGACAAUGCCAAUGACGCGUGACUGCGAUAAAAAAAAAGUGCUAGUGCCAACAGUCUUUGCUGCCUGAGUGAUGGAAUAUUAAUGAUGCUGACUUUAUUCCUUCCUAUAAAUCCGGCAGCUUUAUUUCAAUAGUCUGGCCCAAAAAUUAAGUACAUUCGAUUAUGGUUCUGUAUAACUGACGCACAUUCUAAGUGAGAGCGAAUAAGAGAGUGUGUUCUGUUUAUCCUGCUGUGACAUGCGGCUAGUGUAUGCAGUAACUAUAGCUCUGACGACUGAUGAAUGAAGUGUUUUGAAUAUUUUGUAGUUAUAGCCGUAUUAGUUAUGUCCGUAUUUCCUGUGAGGUCUCCAGAUAGUUGCAUGCCUAAGGUCUUAACUGAAAAAAAAAGCAUUCAAUUGGUAUAUCAUGCAAGCACCGUGCAAGAUAUUAGGGAUAAUCGUAAUUGGCUGCACUGUUAUUUUAGAAGCUCUCAUUUCCGUUUGCUAUUGAUCCCACCAACCAGCGAUUUUGUUGAGCUGCCUUUGCGAACAAUAUUACCCGCUGCGGAGGCUUAGCGGCUAUGGUGUUGCGCUGCUAAGCACGACAUUACGUGACCCAAUCCCGGCCGCGGGGACUGAAUAUCGAUGGGUAUGAAUGCAAAAAACGCCCGUGUUCCGUGCAUUGGGGACACGUUAAAUAUCCUCUAGUGGUCAAAAUUAAUUCGCAGUGCCUCAUAAUCAAAUCGUGGUUUUGGCACGUAAAACCCCACAAUUCAAUUCAAACAAUGUUCUCGUCAUGGUUAGAAAUGUGUCUGUGAAUCGCACAGUCGUCAGCAAAUAAGUAAGUUGGUAGUGCAAGGUUUUUACUUUCGUCGUUGUUGUAGGCCGAAGUAAUGCCGGUCGCUGUACGGAGUCUUGCGCUACACCGGGCAUGAUAUAGAGUAGUAUUCAUUGACAGGAAGAAAUUGAGAACGGUCAGUCACCACCUAGUAAAUCAGUUCCUGAUGUUUGCUUAUUGUCAAACAAGUAUAAGUGACCGUGUCAAGUGCUGUCAAGUCAUGCUGAGCCGCGUCCUUGUCAUUCACUUUGCUGGCCUAUUCCUCGUGCCUUCUCUUGAAAGCUGCGUCUGUUUUCUCGUCUGUCUUCGUCUGAAUGUCGUUCUUCUCGUGCACAUGAACGGGAAUUUUUAUUGACAUUUGUAUAUUUAGCAGAAGUAUAAAUAAACCAUACUUGGCAUA